Meloidogyne enterolobii is the source of this 2253-nucleotide messenger RNA. NCBI's taxonomy places the organism in Eukaryota, Metazoa, Nematoda, Chromadorea, Rhabditida, Meloidogynidae. The record is from the annotation of a GenBank genome assembly.
AUGGAAAUUGAUAAUUCUAAAAAUCAAGACAACGUCAAUGAAAAUAUUUUAAAAGAUGAAGGUAAUCCAAAUAAGGAGCCUUCUACUCAACCAAUCGAAAUUGUUGACGAAACUUCACAUCUAGAUAAUAGUCAAGAAGCUCCAGAAUUGGAGAUGAGGGAAGAAGUUAAUGCUUCGCCUAUACAAGGAGAUAGUGAUCUUCAGAUAAUUGAAACAGAUGUUUCUACUAAUGAUCUUUCUCUGGAUGAGCCAAUUCAAAGCACGGAAGAAAUGAAGAAAAUUAUUUUAACCCAAGGGCAAUUGAAACUUUUGGCUACCUCAGAACUUUAUGUUUUUCGACAAACAGUGAUUGGAGCUUUUGUUCGUGUUAACAUUCCUGGAUUACCUUCAAAUUAUUCUGAUCGUGUUUUUAUCGACCAAAUUAUCGAUAUAAUCGAACCUUUGAGUUUCCAACAUCUUUGGAUUGAUCGUCGUUAUCGACUGCGCUUUUUGGGUGAUUUUGAAAUUGAAAAUAUUGUUAGUUUGAAGGCCAAUCAUGAUAGUGAUGUUCGUCCAUGGUUUGAUUGUAUGGAGGCUAAGGGUGAAAUAAUUCCAACGCUUCGUUUUGUUCGCCAAAAAGCUAAUGAAAUUAAUACCCAAUUGGAUACUCUUUCUGCCAAGCAAACUUUAAAAGAACUUGACAAGCAAAAGAUAACUUUUACACGUUCAAAUCUGUCACAAAUUGCUUUAAAUCCUUCAACUCUUCGAAGUUUGUCAAAAUUGGGAUUUGAAAGAUUUCGUCAAGUAGUUGUUGGGUGUUUUGUUUGUAUGACAGCAAUUCGUAAAAAUAAGCCAAAAGAUUGUCAAUAUCAUAUUGUUCGAGUUCUUGAUUGUGUAGAAGGGCCUCGUAAUUACAAAAUUAAAAACGUUGCAAGAGUUAAUUAUCAAUUGGUUUUGCCUUUCUAUGGCCGUUAUAUUAUAAAUUGGAUGAAAAGUUUUUCAACAGUUACUGAACAAGGAUUUCGAAAUUGGAUUGAAGAUAUGAAGGCUUGGGAUGAAAAAUUGCCGACAUUGGAUGAUAUUCAAAAUAAAGCGGCUGAACUUCAACUUGCUUUGAAUGAAUCAGAAAAUUUACCUUCAAUGAUGGAGUUGGAAAGAAUUCAGAAAGAUGAAGAAGAAAAAGCUAAGCGUGCUAAAUUGGCUGUUAAAUCAGCAAAAGAUUUGGAAAAUUGUGUUUUAAUUCGAGAAUAUCUUCAAAAAUUGAGUAGUUUCGAGGAUUCGGAACCUUUAGUUAAAUUGUUAACGGGCUGUUUUGUUCGUUUGACAUCUUCGGGUGGUUCUGAAACUGGCUUUGAGCUUGAUAAAAUUAUGAGUGUCAAAUUAAACGAGCAAAAGAAGAACAGGCCCGCGGAUAUUGUUUUGGAAUUAAAAUUUAUGGGAACUGUUUCUUUAUCUGCACUUAUUCGUCUUGUGAGUUCAACAAAAAUUAAUGAAAAAGAAUUUAAAGAAUGGGUUAAAAAGAAUGAGAAUGAUGAGGACGAUCCUCUGCCCAUAAAUGAAUUUGUUAGUGAAAAAUAUGAUGAAUUAACAAAAUCUUUACCUGUCAAUGGUUUAAAUGUUUCAAAUUCUGUAUCAAAAAUUAAAAAUGAUGAAAGUAAUAACAAUUCAGUAAAUAAAUCUGACGAAGUUAUUGUUACGAGAGAACCUUUUUCUUUGCAAACAAAAGAUGGGAAGUUAACAACAAUAAAUUUCCGAAAAUGUUUAAUGUCUAAAAAUAAAAUAUUUGAUAUGAUGUCUUGGGAUAAGGAAACACUUGCUCGAGUUGUUAAAGGAUUUUAUGUUAGAAUUGGUGCAAGGCGUCCUGAAAAGUCAUCGGAACAUCAAUUUUAUGUUGAUCAGAUAACUGGUGUUAGUUGGGGAGGUACUCCCUACAGAAUUAGAGGAAACGUUUUGACUGAUAUUCGGCUUCAUCUUAAGAAUUUGGAGGCUAAGACUUUGCAGCAAUUAUAUAGAUCUUCUGGAGAUGGUUUUAGUGACGAUUCUUUAAAGAUUUUUGAUGAAGAUAUGAAAAAAUGGAAUCAAAAGCUCCCAACUUUGAAUUUUAUUGACUCUAAAAAUCGAGAAUUUAUUAAUGCUGUCUCUAAAUUUUAUAGAAAUUCCAAAAAUCUUUUUAAUCGUCCUGAGCAGCGUGAGAUGUCUUUUCUUGGCCGUCAGACAAAAGUUCAGGUAAAAAAUAUUUUUUGUGCUUUUCUAUUACGCAUUUAUGAUACAUAA